CGGUGGGCAGCGGGCGGUGCGUCUGCUCUCAGCCCGAGGCCUUGGCGAGGCCGGGAGCGGCGGCGGAGGAGAGAGCUGCGGUCACAGCGCGGAAAGUAAAAGUCUGCGUGCUCGCUGGCAGCGUCCAGCUUUGAGAAAAUACAGGCGGCACAUGCGUUUCUUUUAGUAUCUGGGCUUUUAUAGAAAGCAACGUUGCAGGGAAAGUAUGAACUGUGCAGGGACACACGAGUUCGUGAAAUUCAGCCUUUCGGGGCAGCUCAGAGAAAAAGGGGGAAACGGGAGGUGAAGAGCUGGUGUGGGGGCAGCAAGUGGCAGCACAUGAGGAAAAAAUUUUUACACUGAGGGUGGUGAAACACUGGCCCAGGUUGCCCAGAGAGGUGGUAGAUGCCCCAUCCCUGGAGACAUUCAAAACCAGGCUGGACGGGGCUCUGAGCAACCUGAUCUGGUUGAAGAUGUCCCUGCUCAUUGCAGGGGGUUGGACUGGAUGAGCUUUGAAGGUCCCUUCCAACCCAAACUGUUCUAUGAUUCUGUGAGGCUGGGGCAGGCGUGUCCCAUGCCAUUUGACUGCCCAUGCCAGCUGCCGGGUGCCAAUGAGGCCCCUCCAAGAGUUUCCUUCUUGUUGACAGGGCCAUGGGGAAGUCACUUGGUGGGACAGACAGCUGCAAGGCAAAUAUGACAUCAUAGAACAGGCUGGAGUGGCAAACGCCACUAUCGUCACGGGGUUUUCGUCACAGGGAAAGGAAGAGCCUUGGCUGUUGAUUUCACCCAGCUCCCCCAUUCGAGCUUGCAGGGCUCAGAAGGUUAGGCUCAGCGUGCUGAGACCAAAGUCCCAGCAGGCGGAAAACAGGAAAGCUCGGCAUUGGGCAUUUCAGAGAUUUGGGUAGCUGGGCCACGAUGGAUUACUGGAAUUACUACGUCAACAGCAUCCUGGCAGACAGGAACGUAGAAGAUGUGGCUAUUGUGGGCCUCUUCGACAACAAAUGCGUGUGGGCUGCCAAGCCAGGAGGGAUUCUUGCAGCCAUCUCGCCUCAAGAAGUGGGCUUGAUCACAGGCCAGGAUCGGAAAACACUCCUGCUAACGGGAAUCACCGUAGCUGGCAAAAAGUGCAGUGUGAUUCGUGACAACCUGCUCGUGGAUGAAGACAAUGUGAUGGAUGUCAGAAGCAAGGGCAGUGACAGCAGAUCCAUCUGUAUUGGCAAGACCAUCCAAGCCCUGAUCUUCCUCAUGGGCAAGAAGGGAGUCCAUGGAGGAGCCCUCAACCAAAAGGUCCACGAUAUCAUUGUGGGCAUGAAAGUAUGAAGCAAAUAGUGCCAAAGAGACAGACACCUUUUGCCUGAGCACAGGGGCAUGGUUGUUGCUAUAUCAGAGAAGGGAAAUAUACCUGAUUUUGU
Messenger RNA from Columba livia (rock pigeon), 1391 nucleotides. RefSeq names its product profilin 3 (gene PFN3). Gene Ontology annotation, biological process: actin cytoskeleton organization; positive regulation of actin filament bundle assembly; regulation of actin filament polymerization. The transcript has a single exon. Lineage: Eukaryota; Metazoa; Chordata; Aves; Columbiformes; Columbidae. Gene Ontology annotation, cellular component: cytoplasm. Gene Ontology annotation, molecular function: actin binding. The coding region runs from base 895 to 1299 and encodes 134 amino acids. The record is from RefSeq and is a predicted model, not a curated record.